Molecule: messenger RNA, 6111 nt
Organism: Anolis sagrei ordinatus
Lineage: Eukaryota; Metazoa; Chordata; Lepidosauria; Squamata; Anolidae
Gene: GRB10
Product: growth factor receptor bound protein 10
Biological process (GO): negative regulation of Wnt signaling pathway; insulin receptor signaling pathway; negative regulation of insulin receptor signaling pathway
Molecular function (GO): insulin receptor binding
Source: RefSeq, a predicted model, not a curated record
GAGAGAGAGAGAGGGGUGGGCGAGUCAGCUGGCGCGAGGCUUCCCAGGCGGAACCUUCCUUGAGGAGGGGCGCCAGACCAGACGGUUCCCUCCGUCUCCUUCCCCUUCGUUUCCCCAGGAAAGAGUUCCCGGAGAGGGCAGGCGCCCUUCCUUCCCCUCGCGCUGCCAAGUCCAGGCUGCGAGAAACUUAAUCAGCUCAGGAGAGGGAGGCGGAAAGGGAGGCCACGAGGAGGAGGAGGAGCGGGAGCCGAGCGCGCCACUCACUCCCUCGCUCACUCCGACUGACUGACUGACUUUGCAGGUGGUUUGAAGCAGUGGAUGUAAUUUUGAAGAAACUGUGAAUCACAAAUGGCUUUAGCUGGCUGUCCAGACUCCUUUUUGCACCAUCCUUACCGGAUAGACAGUGUAGAUCAGUCAUCGGCGCAUGCUCAGCCUGGAUUUGAAGAACAAUCAAGACAUAUGCAAGGAGAUGAUGAUGUGGACUUGGAAGCUUUAGUUAACGACAUGAACUCCUCAUUUGAAAGUCUGUACUCCACCUAUAGUAUGCAUUCAGAAAGCACACCACUCAUUCAGAAUGGCCAGCUUAAUCGGAGCCAGCUGCCAGGAGCAAAUUCACUGCAUCUUGUGUCUCCAAGACAGAAAAUACAGAGGUCUCAGCCAGUACGCAUCAUGGCAGUCAGACGGCUGCAAGAGGAGGAGCAACAAUUCAGAACAUCCUCUUUGCCUGCCAUACCAAAUCCCUUUCCUGAGCUUUGCAGUCCUACACGCUCACCUGUGUUGGCUCCCGGAUCUCUACCUCAAAGUCAGCCUACUAAUAAACAAGAUGUAAAAGUCUUUAGUGAAGAUGGGACGUGCAAGGUGGUUGAGAUCUUAGCAGAUAUGACAGCCCGAGAUCUUUGCCAGCUUCUUGUUUAUAAAAGUCAUUGUGUGGACGACAACAGCUGGACCCUGGUGGAGCAUCAUCCUCUUCUAGGACUAGAGAGGUGCUUGGAAGAUCAUGAACUUGUUGUUCAAGUGGAAUCCACAAUGGGAAGUGAAAGUAAAUUUUUAUUCAGGAAGAAUUAUGCUAAAUAUGAAUUUUUUAAGAACCCUGUGAACUUUUUUCCAGAACAGAUGGUUGCUUGGUGUCAGCAGUCAAAUGGCUGUAUUCCACAGUCACAACUCCUACAGAAUUUUUUAAACUCGAGUAGCUGUCCAGAAAUACAAGGGUUCUUACAUGUAAAAGAACUGGGGAGGAAAUCGUGGAAGAAGCUGUAUGUUUGUCUGAGGAGAUCUGGAUUGUAUUGUUCUACAAAAGGUUCUUCAAAGGAACCAAGGCAUCUGCAGUUGUUAGCUGACCUUGAAGAUAGCAAUAUUUUCUCGUUGGUAGCAGGGAAGAAACUGUACAGUGCUCCAACAGAUUAUGGAUUUUGUAUAAAGCCCAAAAAAGCAAGAAAUGAAACGAAAGAGUUACGGUUGCUGUGUGCCGAGGAUGAGCAAAGCAGAACAUGCUGGAUGACAGCCUUUAGGCUUCUAAAGUAUGGGAUGUUGCUGUACCAGAACUACAUAAUUCCUCAACAAAGGAAAGCUGUGCAUCCACACUUUACUACUCCCAUAAGAAGCGUGUCUGAAAAUUCCUUAGUAGCAAUGGACUUUUCCGGACAAAUAGGAAGAGUUAUUGAAAAUCCUGCAGAAGCACAGAAUGCAGCCUUAGAAGAAGGACAUGCUUGGAGGAAACGCAGUACGAGAAUGAAUAUUUUGGGGACCCAAAGUCCACUUCAUCCUUCCACAGUGAGCACAGGUAUUCAUAGGGCACAGCACUGGUUUCACGGCAGGAUCUCUAGAGAGGAAUCACAUCGGAUUAUUAAACAGCAGGGCCUUGUGGAUGGGCUAUUUCUUCUCCGGGAUAGUCAAAGUAACCCAAAGGCAUUUGUACUCACACUCUGUCAUCAUCAAAAAAUCAAACAUUUUCAGAUUCUGCCGUGUGAAGACGAUGGACAAAUAUUUUUAAGCCUUGAUGAUGGGAGCACCAAAUUCACUGACUUAAUUCAGCUUGUUGAAUUCUACCAACUCAAUAGGGGAGUGUUGCCCUGCAAACUCAAACAUCACUGCACCCGUGUGGCCUUAUGACAUCUGUUCAAGUCCAUGUUGAAGACUGGCUUUGCCCACAGACUGGAGUUGCGAAAGAAAAAAAGUACACGAAAGUUCACGCUGGGGCAUUGGCAGACUUGUAGUUGUCUUUUUAAAUACAUAUGCACCUUGGCACUCAAAAAGGGAUCGUUUGAGCUGGUGCCAGCAGACUAAGAUUUUGCUGGUUUGUGUCAUACCCGGGCAUGAUUUUGCAGAAUGUCCCAAGCACCAUCCUCCCUCCAAAGUUGUAAAAUCACUAAACAAAACUGGAAACUGUCCCUUGGCUGAUCCAAUUAACAGAAUCACGUUGGUGAAGCAAAAUAAUUGAAAGAGAACUCUUGCCCUGGAAGAAUCUUGACAAUUUAAAUUUUAGUGUGUUUACUUUUUUUUAUUGCUCACUCACUAUUUUUGUCUUUGUUUUGCACUCCUCUUUUUGGGAUAUUGCAUGCGGUCUGUAUUAGGAAGUGAUUCAGCUUUUACAUUUACACAGGAUCUGAGUAUCGCUCUACACCUUGUGUGGCGUUCGAUUGCUACUGCUGAACUAGGAUCCAGAUGUUUGACCUCUCUGCAGACCUCAGAUGAUGUUCUUGAAGGAACGAUAUCAAUGAAAAUCUGAAAAAAACCCAACAAAUACCACUCAUAUUCUUGAGAGGGAUGAUGAUAGCUGCAGCCUGUAGGCAGUACUUUAGGGUUGGACAGUUAUGCAAGGUAUUAAUAACCCCAUGCACAAAUAGUCUGGACCUAAUCUAAUCUGGGUGGGCUUUCAGUCAUCCUUCCAGCCUUCUAGAUUCCCUUAUUCUGAAUAUACUCUGUGGAAUAAUCUGCUGUCAAUAGCUAGAGCGAAGCUAAAUUAUCAUAUAAGUAUUUGAAAUCAACAGGGGGGAAUGGAGGCUCUGUUACUUUUGGUGUGAUUUGUUAUAGCACAAAUUCUGUGUUUUUAUUUUUAGCAGUAUUUCUUAAAUUUUCAGAGUUUAUCACAGAGCAGAAAAUAUGCUGCACAGCUUCGUAAGCACAUGAGACCAGUACUGCCCUCUAAGUGUAGGCCAAAGCUUACAUUAUGAGUCUGUAUGAAAAACUGUGGACAUAAUCUAUCAAGCACUGUCAUAUAGCUUUUCAGUUCAACAAAAGAAACCCAUGUAAGUACCACUAGUUGAAUAUAGAAUACAAUAGGACUGGCAGCUUAAUGGCUAGAAACUUAUUUGGAGGCUCGAUUUCCAGCCAUCUUGACCAGGCUGGGAUUUGUUAUUGUCAUUUUUGUCAAUUGAUACUUGGGGAUAUAUGCACUAAAGAAUUUCUGCCAGUACAGUGGGCCCUUUGGAUCCGCUGGGGUUUGGUUCCAGAAUCCCCUAUGGAAACCCAAAUCCGUGGAUGCUUAAGUCCCAUUAUAUACAGUGGCAUAGUAAAAUGGCAUCCUUUUAAAAAUGGUAAAUAACUCAAAACAAGUUUAGGAGGACCUGUGAAAUGGCAAGAGGCUAUUCCUAUAAAUCAAUGCAAAGCCAAAUCAAGGUUUGGUUUUUGAAAUUUUUUACAGGGUGAGGCAGCAUAAUUUCCUUUUUUCAAAAUUUAAUAAAACCCAUUGUAUGAAUCAGAAAUUUUUAAUUUUUUUUGUAAUGUCGGCGCAUACGUAAAGUUUUGUUUUAUGUAGUUUUGAAGAUCAAAUUAGGUAGGUGACGUCCCUCAUUUUCCAUACACUGAGUAAACCGAUUUCUGGCAUUUGUCAUGACUCUUGCCAGCAUAGCAGGCAUUAUGUUGGCUAUUUCUUCCUGGAUGUUGGUCUUCAAAUCUUGUAGGGUCCUUGGACGGUUCACAUAAACACGGGAUUAAAAAAAAAACGAAAAAAAUCACAAGGGGCCAAAUCUGGAGAGCGGGCCAGCCACUCCAAAUCCGCUUGAAAAGUAGGCCUCAACGGCAAAAGCACGCUCCUCACUGUUCCAACACAUGAUGGCGACUGAACUGUGUCAGGACAAAACGUUAUACUCCCACCUGUCGAACGAGACCACUAGCGCUCCGCUAUGUUUUCAACCGACUCAAUGGCGCGCAUUUAAAAAAAAGGAAGUUAUGCUGCCUCAUCCUGUAGAUAUAAUUUCAAGCUAUGGUUUGUUGAAUCCGUGGAUACAGAACCAGUGGGUACUGAGGGCUGAUUGUAUCUGGCAAACUAAUUUCUUCUUGCUUCAGUCCUGGUUCAUCUAUAAUGUUUGAUUUAGAUUCUCUCUAAUCUUCCACAUGAUAGAUAUGGUUUCCUGGCUAUAAUUUGUGUAAUUUGGGUUUAGGUCAUAGACAAGUGGUACCUGUUGGUAUAAUCAUGCUGGACCAAAUACUGCUAACUCUACAUAGCUGUGUGCAUGGACUAUGCCACAUGGAAAGUUUGUACCCUCUGAACCAAGGACAUUUCUUAUUAACAUGUAUGUUAUCCCAUAUUUACAUAUAAAUGCUCUUUCUUUCUGGUCAUAGUAGCAUUUAAGUAACAUCACCAUUCAUGACUGUGAACAGUCCAGUGUUUGUACAGUUUGGAUGGUUUAUAAAGCACCCUAGGAUUUUUCAGAAUUAGUGUUUGAAGUUGAAUGUCUUUUCUCUGUGUCCAACUGUUAUAUAGAAUUAAACGAUUCAAUUAGAGUGAAUCUCUCAUCUAAUUAAUAGCCCAUCUGAAUGGUUUUUAAAAAAUAAAAAUAAAAUAUUCCAAUAGUCCUGAGAGUAGCUUAAGAUAACGCAACCAGCUUGAAUAAUACAUAUGAGCUGAAUUAUCAAUGGUAUGGAAACACUGUAUUUUAGUUUAUGGGGCACAUUUUGAUAGCCUUUUGCCAUGAAAUCUCUACAUGUAUGAUGAAGAAACUUGAUCUAGUUUUUUACUGCAACCUUCUUGCUUUUAUUUGUAUAUAUUACAUUUCUAGUUGAUCUUUUUCGUCAAUGUUCUUAAACAUCAAAUUAAGCUAACUUGAAUCUCCAAUUUCAUUCUGCGUUUUCUGUUCCAGCUCUCCCAAAAGUGAUUUCUAUAAAUUUAAUACUCUCACUCACCGCUUUUUCAAUAGGAUCACGUAGAAUUUUAGAAAUAUAAGUGUGUUUACAUGGCUUAAUUCCAUUAAUGCAAUACCCACUACUUGUUUUAUAUUUAUAGAACUUCCAUCUUUAUUUAAUUUGAGAACAAAAAAAAAUUGACUAUCAUGAUCAUGAAUGUAGAUUGCUAUUUUGUAUACUCUUUCCCAACUUUAACUACAACGAAGUGGUAGCUGUGUUACUUGAGCAUACCAUUAUUGAGCUUCUUCUUCCUCCCCUUUUUGGCUGGAAAUUAAAAUUUGAAAAAUCUUAAAUAUUUCCAGCAGAUAAAGCUGGUUGGCAGCUUAGAAACCAAGGACUGAAGGACAUUUGACUUCCUUUUUUGUUUGUUUGUAUUUAAAUGACAUGAAUGUAAAGAGGGAUGCUCAGGGUUGUUUUUGGAGCCUGUUGAAUUUUGCUUAUUUUGCCUGUAAUUUUUAUUUGCUAAAUAAAAUAUGUCAUGUAGCAAUCUUGGAAUAUGUUGAGAAGGAAAAUGCCAAAUCAUUUGGUAAUUUUUUUUUAAAAAAAUGCUAGGUAAGUUGAAUUGCUGAUGAUGUUUUUUUUAAGUACAGCUUUUGUAUUUGUUGAAGUAAUCUUGAAGAAACAUGUGCCUCCGUUUUUAGAUGUUUUGUCUUAUCUUUUCUGCACUAAGUACCUGACCAUUUUAACCAAUCAAUGCACCUUUCCAGUGGCAAAACUUGCUUCUUGAAAAUUAUUGUGUCAGAAGGCAAGAAUUUUAACUGCAAAAUGGAAUGAAAGUGUUCAGGGAAUGCAAAAGUAUUAACGUAAGAGACAAAACCUCAUGCUCCUUAUGCAUUGCUUCACUAUGUAAAUAGCGCUUUCUUUCUUUCCUUCGUUCUUUCUUUUGCUAGUGAACUUAUUUGUAAUCUUUCAGGUAUUUUUGUACAAAUGAGGGACUGAUUCUCUUUCUUGUAAUUAGAAAUAAACAUUCAUACAAUUGUAUUCAUUUUA